AUGAAAUUGAAUUACUCUUGUUUAAUAGCCAUUUUAGGUUAUCUUAAUACCUUCGUCGAAUGUGCCGAUUAUAAUAAUUUUAAUAGUUUUAAUCUUAAAAAGGGAUAUGUUCAGUUUGACGUGAAUAAAAAGGCUAUAAUAGAUCCCCGCAUAGUUGAGACCAAGAACAAGAAAUCAAAUCCAUUUAUUAACUAUUUUAAGAGAUCAUUUAUUGUUGCAGAUAGUAAUAAUCAAAGCCAAAGCAUUAUUUCAUCAUUAAUAGCAUAUCCAUAUUUCUAUUCAAUUGAAUUGAAAGUGGGUGAACCAAUGCAAAAGAUCGAGGUGUUAUUAGAUACUGGAUCAUCUAGUCUCUGGAUUCAAGAAAAGUCUAAUCUCUAUUGCUUAGAAAAUGAAUAUAAUAAUAAUAAUAAUAAUAAUAAUAAAAUUCCUUAUAGCAAAAAAUUUAAAUGUUAUAAUAAAGGAUUUAAUGAAACAUAUUCAAAAACAUUGACCAAGUAUGAUAAAUCUGAUUAUUUAGUUAGUUAUGUGGACCAAUCAUUUGCAAAGGGGAAAUGGGUCACAGAAAAUAUUAAAAUUGGAAACAACGAUAAUGAAAUUGUUUUGAAAAACGUACCAAUGGGAAUGAUUUAUGAGACUAAUGCACAUGAAACUGGAGUAUUGGGGAUUGGUUAUUACCAUGAAAAUCUAAAAGAACCAAAUUUAAAUGGAAAUUUAAUUAGUGAAUUGAAAAGACAAAAAUAUAUUAACAAAAGAGUUUAUUCAUUAUAUUUAAAUGAAAAAUUUACCGAUGGAAAUGCUCAUUCUCUUAAUAGCUUUAAUAAUAAUGAAGAUAAUAAUGAAGAUAAUAAUGAAAAUAAUAAUGAAAAUAAUAGUGACAAAUAUCAUGAAAGAGGAUCUAUCAUAUUUGGUGGGAUUGAUCAUGAGAAAUAUGAAGGAAAAUUAAAGACAUUUAAAAUUAAAGAAAAUGAAUUAGCUAUUAGCAUUGACAAUAUAUAUAUCAAGAAUAAUGAUGAAACCAAAUCAAUAUUAGAUGAUAAAUCAAAUAUAAAGGCUUUGUUAGAUUCUGGAUCGACAGUUACCAUGUUUCCCAAAGACAUCACUCAAAGGAUUAUUGGAAGCAUUCAAGACAUUGAAUUUGACAAAGACAUUGAAGAGUUUGUUGUUAGAAAUACUGAAAAUAAUAAUACCAAUACUGUUUUUUAUAGCGAUUUGAUAUCCAAGUAUGAGAAUACCACUAUAAUAUUUGAGUUUUCUGGGGAAAAAUUUGAGUUUUCAAUAUUAGAAUUUAUGAAGAGGAUUAAUAAAAAACAUAUAACAACAGAAAAAACAAGUGAUGCCAAUACAAAUUCCAACAAUAGGAACAAUAAAGAGCACCGGAAUAGCACUCACAAUCGUAGUAUCAGUGAAGAUGGCCUCCAAGAUAUCAUUGGUAUUCUCCAUUUCGGUAAUAAAUACAAGAGCAAAACAAACCAAAUUACAAUUGGAGACGAUUUGUUGAGAUUGAUGUAUGUGGUAUAUGACUUAGACGACCGAGAAAUCUCGAUGGCGGUUGCCAGAAAAAGCUUCAAGAGCAACAUCGAGGUUAUUACAGAUAAGAUUCCCCGAGCAGAAAGAGCAUUGCACUACAGUAGUGUCCAUGAGAGCCCCAGCAUAGAGUCCAAUGGUGUCGUACUCAGAGCCCCCAUCUUCUUCAGUUUCCUCAGCAAGCUCUAUGCGAUGUUCAGGUCUGGACUUAUUCAUUACUGUACAUAA
Messenger RNA from Ascoidea rubescens DSM 1968, 1752 nucleotides. Its product is annotated as acid protease. Bases 1 to 1752 code for a protein of 583 amino acids. The record is from RefSeq and is a predicted model, not a curated record. The transcript has a single exon. Lineage: Eukaryota; Fungi; Ascomycota; Saccharomycetes; Ascoideales; Ascoideaceae. Gene Ontology annotation, molecular function: aspartic-type endopeptidase activity. Gene Ontology annotation, biological process: proteolysis.